CCAGCCAUUGGCAUCCCCCCCACAGACCAAAACUCCAUUUUUCCCGAACCCCAACUCUCCCUUCCUCCUAACCUUCAAUGGCUCUCUCCGACUGGAUAAAUGCAGAGAACGACUGUGACUCUUUGCCCACUAUACGUCACCAUUAGUGGGCCUUCCCCUCCCUGCUUUUUUGCCUUUUUCAGUACUCUUCACUCCACAAUCUCCACUUUUAAGUUUUCCCUUCUCCCUCUCCGCCCUCCCACUCCCCUGCUCUCAUUUAUCCCCUCCCCCUUCCCCCCAAAAAAACCCAGUUUUUUUCGCUAUGUGGAAAUCCUGUCCUGCCGCUCUGAUCUACUGCCUAAAAUGCUCCCCUUUCUUCUCCCAACCCACCGUUUUCAAGGAUCUGGAAAACCCCUCCGACUCGCCGGAGCAUCCCAAAAGACAACCCGGCGGCUGGAAAUCCAUACCCUUUAUCAUAGGUAAUGAGACGUUUGAGAGAAUGGCGAGUUAUGGGAUCACGGCGAACUUUACGGUGUAUUUGCUGAAGAAAUUUCACAUCGCUCCGGUGAAGGCGGCGAGCAUGUCUAAUAUCUUCUUGGGAACCGUUAACUUCGCGCCGCUCAUCGGAGCUUUUAUCGCCGACGCCUAUUGCGGCCGAUUCCGGACGCUCGCUUAUGGCUCCAUCUCUUCUCUUCUG
This is a messenger RNA of Phalaenopsis equestris, 676 nucleotides long. RefSeq names its product putative protein NRT1/ PTR FAMILY 2.14. The record is from RefSeq and is a predicted model, not a curated record. Lineage: Eukaryota; Viridiplantae; Streptophyta; Magnoliopsida; Asparagales; Orchidaceae. Gene Ontology annotation, cellular component: plasma membrane.